GGCCCGGAGGUGCUGCCCGCCGGCCGGAGACAGAUACAGCUACGAAGAGGAAGUUUCAUUUCCGAGCAUGUCUUGCUGAGGUAACCUUUGGCGAGCUGAGCAGACGUGAGAAAUGUCUUCUGAUGAUCGCUGGUCUGCGGAGGAAGAGGACAGUCAAGUAUCUAAACUGACACGGAAAGCUAGAGACUCUCCAUUUGUUCCUGUAGGGAUGGCAGGCUUUGUUGCUGUCGUGGGCUAUGGUCUCUACAAGCUAAAACACAGAGGAGAUCAGAAAAUGUCAGUCCAUCUCAUUCACAUGAGAGUCGCAGCACAAGGCUUUGUCGUAGGAGCAAUAACAAUAGGUGUUCUCUUCUCUAUGUAUAAGGAUUAUGUUAAACCUCAGUUCAAGAAUGGGGCGAAAAAGUGAACCAACUUCAUAGGAGCAAGCAGGAGAGGAAAGCACAUGUUCAGUAUUAAUUAUUUAGAAUUUCUAUAUGUAAACAUUGUAAGAAUUUUAAGUAAUAAUCACCAGGACUUCUGUUAGCUCUGCCAUUGAACGGCUGCUCUAUGCUGAAGCCAACUGUUGGGAUCAAUACCUAAACUCACAAUAUCCAUGUCUAUGAUGCUAGAGGCAAUAGACUCAACAUGACUGACAGCACAGUCAGUACCAAUGUUUCAGCAAUCCCUGCCAGCUAGAGUACUGUGCAAGGAGGAGAAUUGUUAUCUGGGGCAGAGGCAGCCAUCUACCUACAUCAAGCUCAGAAUGCUGCAGUGCAUCCUAGUUAGGAAAGAGGGCUACAAUAUGGAAAGAGAGCAUUGCAAGAUUGUUCUUUGGGGUUGGCAGUAGACAGUUAACAGAAGUCCUGAGUAGUCCAAUGUCUUGUACCAUUGCUGGUUGUUUAAAAGUUUUGUGCUAAUAUAUUAUAUUAGCUGUUUAUUUAUGCUAUUUUAUUUAUUAAAGCUUUAUCUAUAGGGUAACCCACUUGGUUACAAUAAAAUACUCA
Molecule: messenger RNA, 983 nt
Organism: Emys orbicularis (European pond turtle)
Lineage: Eukaryota; Metazoa; Chordata; Testudines; Emydidae
Gene: HIGD1C
Product: HIG1 hypoxia inducible domain family member 1C
Exons: 5
Coding region: 113-406 (97 amino acids)
Biological process (GO): mitochondrial respirasome assembly; negative regulation of apoptotic process
Cellular component (GO): mitochondrion
Source: RefSeq, a predicted model, not a curated record